AUGGCCGGGAAAAAAGGACCCAACGCUAAGUCAGUGGCUGGCAAGGAUCGAAAGGCGGAGAACGAGGCCAAAAAAUACGCGGAAGAAGCCAAGAAACGCGAAGCCGCCGAGGCCAAGGAUUGGGAUAAGGGUGCGAACCUCAAAAAAACGGAACGAGAGGAUGCAGCUGCUCGAAAAUCUGAUGAGGCGGCAAGAAGAGCCAAGGAGAAGGCCGAGCUACUCGCUCAAGAAGAGGCCGAGUUGGCUUCUGGUACGACUACCAGAAAAGCAUCGGCUGGUGUGGCAAAGAAGAAAAAGAAAGCGAAAAACGAGCUAGAACUACUUGAAGAUGCUUUGCAAAAGGCGGCUGAUAAGAAGGUUAAGAAGAAAAAGGCUGAGAUGAUCAAAACGAAACAGGAGACAGAUAGACCAAAGGAAGAGCCUGCCCCCAUGGAUCCUUUGCUGGCCAACACGCAUCAGAUGAUGGGCGGGGAUGAAGCCCACGAAGUAGGACGACGAGCUAACAAGGCCCGUAUGGAAUCUGAAGGAACAAGCGGCAUUGAAGCAGCCCUCAAGGGACUCAACGUGAAAGUGCCGACAUCCGGAACUCUCGCCAAAUCAGCCAAGGCAUUGUACGUCGAGUUUGAGGAGCGAACAAUGCCUGGAAUCAAGGCGGACUAUCCUGGGUUGAGGCUAUCGCAAUACAAAGAAAAAGUAUGGCAGCUCUGGAAGAAGAGUCCGGAUAACCCAGCAAAUCAGAUGCCUCUACCGGACGCUACCAAGUUGUAG
Molecule: messenger RNA, 768 nt
Organism: Phaeodactylum tricornutum CCAP 1055/1
Lineage: Eukaryota; Bacillariophyta; Bacillariophyceae; Surirellales; Neidiaceae
Exons: 1
Coding region: 1-768 (255 amino acids)
Biological process (GO): transcription by RNA polymerase II
Cellular component (GO): nucleus
Molecular function (GO): transcription coactivator activity
Source: RefSeq, a predicted model, not a curated record